AUGGAACCUCGUGGCAUUGUUUAUUUUGGUGUUUGGAUUAAACAAACUUCAAAAGAUGAACAUUUCAGAAAAGCAGCAGCCUUACGAAAAAACACACAACAGGAACGUGUCGCUCGACUCAAUGAAGCAACGUUCGCGGAUCGAAAUCUCAUGGAUAUAUUUGCAUCGUCGAACACACCAGCGGCUGUACCUACAACUGCUAGAAUUGAACAAAGUAGACCAACUACGGCUUUUAAUAAAAAUACUCAAAAACCAGUAGUGCAAGAUCCCUUUCUUCAAACCAAUCGCAUGGAUGACAUUGAUGCUAAAUAUUUUUCAACAAAGAGCACAAAAGUCUCACAGUUGAAUUGUUCAAAUGCAUCAAAACCAUUUCAAGAAUCACAAAGUACGAGAUUACUUUUUACAUCAACACCAACAAUGUCUCUCGCUCUGCCCACGACCACGAUUGAUUUAAACUUAUCAAAACCAACUGUCGAACAACAAUUUUCCAACGCAGCCAGCACUACUUUAUCUAAACAGAGAAUAUCGCCAUCGCAAUAUCUUAGUGCUAAUCCGACGUUUCUCGCGUUUUUAAAACUGUCAAAAUUCCGUACCAAACUCAUUGAACAAUUAAAAGAGCUUUACAAUGUAGAUUUUAAGGUUAUCAAUGACAGCAGUGAAUCGGCUUUGAAUAAGACGUUGUUUGAUGUGCAACUGAUCGGAGAACAAGCAGAAAAGACUACCGCAGCUCGAGCUGCAGUUGUUAGUUUAAUAGAUUUAUUGCAACAAAAGACUUACGAUGAACAAACAGAUGAAUCAACGAUUGUCGACAUUAUAAAGAAGAAUUUUCUCUCAAAAAUAUUUCAAUCACCAACUGACUCAACAAAUGACACAAGUAGAUUAUCGAGAGAAAUUCGUACCCUAGUACAGAAUAUUUUGUUAAACUAUAAAGCUAGCGUCUUACUGGUUGUCGAACAUCGUCAAAUUUUGUUAUUCGGUGUUACAAACAAGGUUAACGAGUGCUAUGCAAAAUUCGAUGAAAUCAAAGAAAAAGGUGUAAUGAAAACAGUCAAAAUAGCCUUAAAAUCACAUCAGGUAAAAUAUUUGCAAAAUAUUCGCCAUCACGAGUUAAGACAUAUAGAAGCUGAAUAUAAAAACGAAGGUGUUAUCAUUUGUAAUAAGAUCCAAAAUUGUGAGUUCGUUACCCCACAACAUUUACAUAUGGAAAUUGAAUCAAAAAUAUUGAAAUUAGCCAGUCUAGACGAAAUUACAUUUCAGAUUGAAGACAUGAGCUUUUCAAGCCCUUCUGCCAAAAUGGAAUGUCAAAAAUUCAUUGAAAUUGGACGGCAAAAAGAAUGUUAUGUAGAAACUACAGUUGAAAUAACUAACAAAAAUUAUACCAUACCGAGAAAUGACUUUAUUGGUAGUGGUGGAAUCUCGGCUCAGUGUAUAGCGAGAAAAAAUGGAAAAAUUGAGAUUUGUGUUGGUGAUUUAACACAGCAAUUGGUUACAGUAGCAUCGGCCAACAAAACUAAACAGUUGGAAUGUCGAAAAGAAAUUGAAAAUCAUAUUAAAACUUCGACACUGAUCAGGGAAAGACGAAGUGAAGAUAAUUUACACAAGUGGACUCAGCUGACGAUCAAUGAGUAUUUCAAGUUUUGCGUAGAACGUUAUGUGCUACUGCAAAUGGACAUUAUUAGCGGCUGGCUGAAGUUGUCCGGUCCGAAAGACGGUGUUCUAGAAGCUGAGACCAGAUUUUCAGACCUGAAUAGUCGAAUAAGCGAGGACGAACGAUUAGAAGAAGUUGCCCGGCAAGUUGUAUGGGCUUAUCAAAUGUCAGAAACCACUUGGGAAAAAUAUAAUCCAAAGUUAAAUGCUAAGAUUGAAGAUGCCAGACGAGCUAAACAUCCUGAAGUGAGUUGA
Messenger RNA from Didymodactylos carnosus, 1902 nucleotides. The record is from the annotation of a GenBank genome assembly. NCBI's taxonomy places the organism in Eukaryota, Metazoa, Rotifera, Eurotatoria, Philodinida, Philodinidae.